Histoplasma capsulatum G186AR is the source of this 630-nucleotide messenger RNA. RefSeq lists its product as uncharacterized. Lineage: Eukaryota; Fungi; Ascomycota; Eurotiomycetes; Onygenales; Ajellomycetaceae. The record is from RefSeq and is a predicted model, not a curated record. Bases 1 to 630 code for a protein of 209 amino acids. The transcript has a single exon.
AUGUCGCAAAAGAACGGGUUCUGCAUCGCGAGUACAGCCCUGUGGAGAGAAAUACUGCGUACUGCGGUACCGCGUACAACAGCCCUCCCUCAACUAUACCAGCCCCCUAAGAUCCAAGCUCCAGCAGCAGACAGAGAAGACAGCGUCGAAAGUAAUCCGUCCACCGCCGCUGAUUGGUUGGCUAGCGGUGGCUUUCUUUUUGCUGCUGCCCAGAAUGAGCCAGACAGAGCCAGACACGGGCAGACCCCAAGCGAGCGAGGACAAGGUUCGGCGCUUGCACUAGGCCCGAAGCAAAGCAGAGCGUGGUAUCAAUGGCGUAUCUGUGGUUGUGUGUGGGUUGUGUGGUGGAUUUGGGUUUUCUGGGAUUCCUGGGACCGGUUCCCGCAGUCCAACCGGUGGGCCGCCCGCGGUGGGUGGGAUGAGGGCAAGUGGGAAGGCGGUUGCGAGGUGAUGAUGGCAUGGUCGCAGCAGCAGGUGGCCAUCCUGGAUCUGGAGAACCCUUCCAAGGUUGCUGCUUGCUGGCCUGACGGACGGCGGCCUGCGACGGACCAUCAGCCAACUAACUACUGGACUGCUGGACUGCUGGACUGCUGCUUGCUCUGCUGCUGCUCUGCUGCGCUGCUGCACUGA